Messenger RNA from Nelumbo nucifera (sacred lotus), 2615 nucleotides. RefSeq names its product hexosyltransferase GAUT11-like. The record is from RefSeq and is a predicted model, not a curated record. NCBI's taxonomy places the organism in Eukaryota, Viridiplantae, Streptophyta, Magnoliopsida, Proteales, Nelumbonaceae. Gene Ontology annotation, molecular function: polygalacturonate 4-alpha-galacturonosyltransferase activity.
GGGAGAGAGCAUCUCCCAUUGAGUUAUACAUUACAUGGUAAUGAGCACUAGCACAUGGUUUCAUGUGCUGGCCCCCUCCCUACUUUCCUUUUACAUUUUCACCUUUCUAGUGGCAGAGGAUAGCCAUUAGCCAGUACAAUUACAACGUUUCUCCAAAUGGGCUUUCGCUAAAACCGGUCAUUUAAUAUGAAAAUCUUCCCUCACUCGAAGCCUCGUCUAAAUAUUACUCUCUCUCUCUCUCUCUCCAUUCUCUCCUGUUUUGGAAAAAAAUACAGAUUCCGCUGGCGUUCUCUCUCCAUGAAAUCCUCCAAAUUUUCAUCUAUAGCUCUGGAAUCAAAUUUUUGGAUCCUCCAAAAAUAGCUAGAAACGAGGUAUUACUCUGUUUUCUCCAGCUUUUCUUCUAAUACAAAAAGUUGUGGGGUUGGGGACUGGAGAGAGCACAUAUAGACCUCAGAAUAGAAGCGAACAACAAAUCAAAAGAAGCUGAGAUGGUUAGAAGAUCCGUUUCAAUGCUGUCUCUAUCCAAUCUGAGAAAUGGGUUGCUCUGAAUUCUGGAUUUGGCUGUGAAUCGUGGAAAGAAUCCGUAGAAGAUGCGGCGAAGGGCGACCGACUACCGGCGCCCAGUCCGAAGGAGGUUUUCUUAUUGGAUCUGGGGACUCCUUGUCUUGUUCUUAGUUGCAGGUUUGGUGCUAUUCGUCGUACAUCAUCACCAUGAAUACCGGGCUGAACAGUCGAUACAGGAGAACAGAAGGACUGAAGUUGUUCCAAGUGAGGGUUUGAAUUUCACGGAAGAACUAUUAAGCGUGACCUCAUUUGCCCGGCAGUUAAGCAAUCAAAUGACACUUGCCAAGUCUUAUGUUAUUAUAGCAAAAGAGCACAAUAACCUUCAACUUGCUUGGGAAUUGAGCUCAAAAAUCAGGAGCUGUCAGCUUUUGCUCUCAAAGGCUGCCAUGAGAGGAGAAUCUCUCUCAUUAGAUGAAGCACAGCCCAUAAUUGAGGGCCUAACCUCACUGAUCUAUAAGGCACAAGAUGCUCAUUAUGACAUUGCUACCACAAUCAUGACAAUGAAGUCCCACAUCCAAGCCCUUGAAGAGCGUGCAAAUGCAGCAGUAGUGCAGAGUGCAGUUUUUGGGCAGUUGGCUGCAGAGUCUCUGCCCAAGAAUCUCCACUGCUUGAACAUCAAACUCACAGCUGAUUGGCUUAGAAAUCCUUCCAUUCAAGAGCUUGCUAAUGAGAAUAGUAACUCCCCUCGCCUUGUGGAUAACAAUCUCUACCAUUUCUGCAUUUUCUCAGAUAAUGUGCUGGCAACCUCAGUAGUCAUUAACUCAACCAUCUCCAAUGCUGACCAUCCAAAGCAGUUAGUGUUCCAUAUUGUCACAAAUGGGAUCAGCUAUGGAGCAAUGCAGACAUGGUUUCUCACUAACGAUUUCAAGGGAUCCACCAUAGAAGUGCAGAACAUCGAAGAGUUUUCUUGGUUCAAUGUCACUUAUUCUCCUGUUAUGAAACAACUCCUUGAUGCAGAGACACGAGCUCUCUACUUUGGGAGCUCUGAAGAAGGCGAAGCAAAGUUUCGGAAUCCAAAAUACCUAUACUUUCUUAACCACCUAAGGUUUUACAUUCCAGAAAUAUAUCCCUUACUGGAGAAGGUAGUUUUUCUGGAUGACGACAUUGUUGUACAAAAGGAUCUGACCCCUCUUUUCUCAUUGGAUUUGCAUGGAAAUGUGAAUGGAGCUGUUGAGACUUGCCUUGAGGCAUUCCAUCGUUAUUAUAAAUAUUUUAAUUUCUCAAACCCACUCAUUAGCUCAAAGUUUGAUCCACAGGCUUGUGGAUGGGCAUUUGGGAUGAAUGUUUUUGAUCUGAUUGCAUGGAAGAAGGCAAAUGUUACUGGACGGUAUCACUACUGGCAGGAACAGAAUUCUGACCGGACGCUCUGGAAAUUGGGGACUCUUCCACCUGGCCUUUUGGCAUUUUAUGGAUUGACAGAGCCUCUUGAUAGGAGAUGGCAUGUGCUAGGGCUGGGAUAUGAUGUGAACAUUGACAACCGUCUGAUUGAAAGUGCAGCUGUCAUUCACUUUAAUGGUAAUAUGAAGCCAUGGCUGAAGUUGGCCAUUAACAGGUACAAACCUUUGUGGGAGCGGUAUGUAAAUCAUACAUACCCAUUUCUGCAAGAUUGCCUCACAAGUUGAGAAUGUGCUAAUUUCCUUUCCAGGUCAAUUUGAUGCAAUAGUCAAAUACAUUUGGCCUCUCAAGCAAUGGUCACAUUCUUGUAGUCAAAAGCAAAAGCUUUGCGCUGGUAGAAGCUAUUCAUUUCCUUUUGUCAUUUAAAGGAAAAGGUUUUAUACAUCAGAAAACAUUAAUGUACUAGAUCUAGGGGUAUGGAUAAUUCUUUCUUUGCUGAUAGGGCUUCCUUUCUUCCUCUCCUGGGGGAGGGGGUCUUCGAGGAUGAAUUGUUCUGUAGCAAAUUUUGUAAUAAUUCAUCUGCUCUUUUAGAUUAGAAUGUAUCUGGACCCAAAUUUUUUGUAAUCCAGCCAGAUGAUCUGGUGAUAGAUGUAAAUUUUCACAAGACCCUUCUUUUGGGGGCAUUUCAUCAAGAAAAAAGUUGUUUAGAUAAUCAA